GCCUCUACACAGAAACCGGACUGAUCACCAGGUAUUUGAUUCUUGUAUGGCUUACAAAGUGUUUGCGUUAAUGAUUCAUCAGUUUAAUGGCCAUUGCAUUGGCAACGUGGUUUCUGGUCGUGCCGCAGAGCUAUGUGUGGUUUGGAGUGUGGUUGAUCUGGCCUAACGUUGUGGGGAACUCCUUGUUAGCCUCGUUAAAUCGGCGGUUACUCCUUCGCGAGAGUUGGGGGGCUCCAAGAGGUAGUGCCCGGAGGAGUGGUGGUAUAAACACGAUUGUCUUCAAAGCCGGAGCUAUGCAAUUACAAGUAGACCCACUGGAGAACUCCAGGAACCUCGACGUUGAAAUGUUCCAAGCAGCAGGCCCAACCGACGAGGAAUACGGGCAGGUUUAAAAGCCUGCGGUGGUCAUACGCAGACGACAAGACUCCUUGCUGACUGUUGGACGGUGUAAUUUCACAUUAGGCAUGUCCAUAA
Messenger RNA from Suillus plorans, 474 nucleotides. RefSeq lists its product as uncharacterized. The transcript is spliced from 6 exons. The record is from RefSeq and is a predicted model, not a curated record. The coding region runs from base 87 to 392 and encodes 101 amino acids. NCBI's taxonomy places the organism in Eukaryota, Fungi, Basidiomycota, Agaricomycetes, Boletales, Suillaceae.